This is a messenger RNA of Fundulus heteroclitus (mummichog), 929 nucleotides long. RefSeq names its product ubiquitin-conjugating enzyme E2 E1-like. Gene Ontology annotation, molecular function: ubiquitin conjugating enzyme activity. The transcript is spliced from 6 exons. The coding region runs from base 171 to 755 and encodes 194 amino acids. Gene Ontology annotation, cellular component: nucleus. Gene Ontology annotation, biological process: protein polyubiquitination. The record is from RefSeq and is a predicted model, not a curated record. NCBI's taxonomy places the organism in Eukaryota, Metazoa, Chordata, Actinopteri, Cyprinodontiformes, Fundulidae.
UGUAGCCUGGGCUGUUCCCCCCCUCAGCAGGACCGGUGCGGCUCUGCCUUCUGCAGCCGCGGGAGGCUACUUCCGUUCCGCAGAGGGCGUCAGGCAGCAGCCAGCCUCGACUGUGGCGGAGGUCCAGACACAAUAACCCGGGUUGCAGCUCUUCUCCGUUCCUAACCGGAAUGUCGGAUGAGGAUUCUCGUGCCAGCACCAGCUCUUCCUCAUCUCCACCUUCCUCCAGCCAAAGCAGACAUCGGGACGCGCAGGGCAAGAAGAAACGGGAGAGCAAAGCCAGCAUGAGCAAGACCUCCAAGCUGCUUUCCACCAGCGCCAAAAGGAUUCAGAAAGAGCUGGCUGACAUUACACUGGACCCUCCCCCAAACUGCAGCGCUGGGCCGAAGGGAGACAACAUCUACGAGUGGAGGUCGACCAUCCUGGGACCACCGGGCUCAGUGUACGAGGGAGGGGUCUUCUUCCUGGACAUCGCCUUCACACCAGAUUACCCCUUCAAACCCCCAAAGGUAACGUUUCGCACGAGGAUCUAUCACUGCAACAUCAACAGUCAGGGAGUGAUCUGCCUGGACAUCCUGAAGGACAACUGGAGCCCCGCCCUCACCAUCUCCAAGGUGCUGCUGUCCAUCUGCUCGCUGCUCACAGACUGUAACCCAGCUGAUCCACUGGUGGGAAGCAUCGCCACGCAGUACACGACCAACAGAGCCGAACAUGACCGAACAGCCAAACAGUGGACAAAACGAUACGCCACAUAAACCCACAGGACACCGGUGGGGGGAGGAGGCGGGUCGGGGCGGGGGGUGUUCUGUGUUGUUUGUGACGGGGGUUAUUUUUAUCUCAUAUUUUUAGUACUUUGUGGGCUAUAUUUUUUGCUUCCUGGUUAAGUUAUCUCUGUGAACAUGCUAAUAAAGGAACACAAUGGAACCACU